This is a messenger RNA of Funneliformis mosseae, 2208 nucleotides long. The record is from the annotation of a GenBank genome assembly. NCBI's taxonomy places the organism in Eukaryota, Fungi, Glomeromycota, Glomeromycetes, Glomerales, Glomeraceae.
AUGGAUAGUAUGAAUAGAGAAGAUUGGUUAUUAUGGCAAUUCGCGGAUUCAGCAUUACCUACAGGAGGAUUUGUGGCUUCAUCAGGAUUAGAAGUGGCCAUACAAACAGGAUACGUUAAAGACUCCGAUUCAUUAUCAUUAUUCUUAUCGUCAAGCAUUGAGAAUUAUGCUCAUUCCGCUUUACCUUUUGUAACUGAUUCCUGGCAAGUUCUCUUUGAAACAUCUAAUGAAGAUGUAAUUUUGGAAAGUAUCAUAAAGUUGGAUCAUUUGUAUGAAGCAUGUACAAGCAAUGUUAUUACUAAACGUGCUUCAAAAGCCCAAGGAGUUGCCAUGUUAACUUUAUUUAGUAAAUCAUUUGGUGAAGAAUUUGGUAAUGAGGGCAGAAAAGUUGGAGAUAAAGUUGUUGAUAGAUUGAAGUUUGAAGUUAGAAAAGAGAAUACAUUUGGUCAUUUACCUAUUACCUUUGGAUUGGUUUCCAAGUGUCUUGGAAUCAGUUUAGAACGCGCUCAACAAUUAUUCCUCUUUCUUUUCUCUCGGGCUGCUUUGUCUGCUGCCGUCCGCUUAAAUAUUGUUGGACCUUAUUAUUCUCAAAGAAUGUUAACUAAAUGUCAAACUUUCGUUGACACCUCGCUCAAAAAAACAUAUAAUAUUAAAGCUGACGAUGCCGCACAGACUUCUCCCAUUCUUGACAUUUUACAGGAAACAGAUACGAAAACGUUAUACUCAUGCCUUUUCGUAAAUCGAACGUGGUGCAUGAAUAUUAUUCCUUUUAUUUGGAAAAAACCUUUUAAAAUUUCAAAGAAUAUCGAAAAACUUGUACCCAUCUUCUUUUCAUUUCUUAAUGAUGAAACAAAAGAAUUUCUUCAAGUACAAAAUCAAAAUCUUGACAUCCCAAAUACACUUCUAUUUGAUUACCCCUGUUACAUCAAGGAAAUGCAUUUUGGUAGCAUUAAUUAUUCCAUUGAAAAAUGGAUCGAUGAGAAUAGAAUUAUUAGACCCACUUUAUGUGAUGAUUACUUUACAAAAAAUGAAUCAUCUUACAAUUAUAAUUUUAUAAGAUUUGUUUCAAAAGUCAACAAGUCGGAACGAAUCGAAAUACUUAAAUUAUGCGAGCAUGGUAAUGAAUAUCAAUAUAACUCGAUUAAGAUAUUAUUUUAUCAAUCUUUAUUAUUUUCCACACCUAAAAUUGAGAAUCGUUUAAAAAACCUUCAAAAAUUGAUAUGCAUGGAAAAUUGGUUUAGGGAAGAAAUAUUCAUCAAGUUAUCAAAUAUCUCUAACAAUAUUAAAUACAUUCAUGUUGAUAUUGAUGUGUACAAUCCAACAUUAAAAGACAAAGAAAGCUUUACUAAAUUAAUCAAGUCUCAAAAUAAUUUGGAAAAGAUCAUUAUCUCUUGUUAUAAUACGCAAAAUUAUAUCGAUGAAUUUAUGAAAGCAUUAAUUAAUCAUACUCAUUCCUUAAAAUCAAUUAAUCUUGAAUUUGGAAAGAUUAAAGAAAAUAAUUCCUUGAGUUUUUUAAAGAAUUGUUAUAAACUUGAGGAAUUAAUCUUAAAUAGAUUAGAAUUAGCUUAUGAUUAUGUUGAAUUAUUAUUUGAAAUCAUUUUACCUAAUCUUAAAAAACUUUACAUUCAUAACAUGUACUUUCAUGAACCUGCUUCUAACAAAAAUCCUAUUUACACUUUUAUAAACAAUAAUGGAAAGAAUUUAUUGGAAAUUUCAUUAUUCGUUGCUCUGUCGGAUUACCCUUCACUUUUAAUCGAAACUAUCACGGAUUAUUGUCCUUUGCUUACCUCUUUUAGUAUUAAGAUACGUAAAGAAGACGAAAUUCCAAAAUUAUUUUAUUUAAUGAAAAAUUCUAAAAAUUUGAAAUUCCUUUACAUCCUUUUUAGUGAUUUCAUUUAUUUACAUUUAACCAUUAAGAAAAAUUUAAAGGAGUUUGCUCAAUACAUUUCUUCUACAUUAGUCACCUUGGAUAUAUCAAAAUGGUUAAUUUCUUUUAAAAUAUUAGAGAAUUUUCUUGAGAAUUUAUAUCACCUUGUAAGAAAUUUCAAAUUUAAAUGUAUUGGAAGUUCUAAAAAAAUUGAAAAUAUUCUCGUAAAUUAUGCUAAAAAAAAGCACUUGAUGAUUAAUAAUCUUUAUAUAGAAGAAUAUAUAGGUUAUAAUCUAUCAAAAUUACAUUCACAAGUCAUUAUUGAAUGGAUUAAUUAUUAG